UCAAAAAGUACUUCACAAAAUCGUUUUUAACACGUCUACGAUUUGAUACACGUACUAGUUUCAUCUCAACCAUCCAUCAAAAUGUUGAGAAUUCUAUUAACAACUUUUCUGUUUUACACAGUCGCAGGAAGACAAGGUUUCGGUCCAACCGAUCAAGAAUGGGGUUACUCCAAUGUCAGAACGGGCUCUUAUAUCUUCUGGUGGUUGCAUUAUACCACAGCAGAUGUUUCCAAUCCAACGGAAAGACCUCUGAUCAUUUGGUUACAAGGUGGACCUGGUGCUUCUUCAACUGGAUACGGUAAUUUCGCCGAAUUAGGACCAUUAGAUCUGGAAUUAAAACCAAGAAAUACCACGUGGGUUCAAUGGGCUAACGUUUUAUUCGUUGAUAACCCAGUUGGAUCCGGUUUCAGUUAUAUCGAUGAAAGUGGAUCGUACGCUGAAAAUAAUACACAAAUAGCAAAAGAUUUUCUCGUUUUUUUGAAAGAUUUUUACAAGAAAUUACCACAAUUCGAUGGGGUGCCUUUAUAUAUAUUUUGCGAAUCCUACGGUGGGAAAAUGACACCGGAUAUAGCAGCUUUUAUCUACAGAGCACAACAAAACGGAGAAAUCAAUACUAACCUACGAGGAAUAGGUAUAGGAGAUGGAUGGGUAUCUUCUAUUGAAAUCGUAGAAGCUUACGCCGAUUAUUGUUUGAAUUUAGGUUUAAUCGACGAUGAUGGUUAUAAUGCUAUUCAAGGUAUAGCUGAACAAGUAAAACCUGCUUUAGAUAACGGGGAGUUUGUUAAAGCUUUCAAUUUAUGGGGGGAUGUAACCGCUGAAAUUGAAGAAAAAACUUACAACGUCGAUUUUUAUAACGUUUUAUUAAGACAAGCUGCUACUACUAAAAAAAUGGGGUUGUAUCGUUCGAAUCUUGGAGACGCUCUCGAUGAUAUAAUGAAUGGUCAAGUAGCUGCUGCUCUAAACCUAACAAGCAAAUGGCAAGAUGUUAAUUACAGUGUAUACAAUGCUCUAUUAUACGAUUUUAUGAAACCAGUCACUUCAGUCGUGGAAGAUUUAUUGGACAAUAGCAAUGUAUUUGUUGCUGUUUAUAACGGUCAAUUGGAUUUAAUAAUAAAUACACCCGGUACCGCUAAUUGGAUAAAUAGAUUGAAUUUCGAAGGUAAAUCUUCAUGGGAUCAAUCUAAACGAAUUCCUUUCAAUAUUAAUGGAUACAUGGAAGGAUAUGUUAGGAAAAAUGAUAAAUUCGCUUUCUAUUGGGUGAAUAAUGCUGGACAUAUGGUACCAUCCGAUAAUCCAUCCGCCAUGGAAUACAUUUUAAAAGAUGUUACCAAUAAUUUUAAAGUAUAAUUUUAUUAAAUAAUAUAUGAAAUGACA
This is a messenger RNA of Diorhabda carinulata, 1374 nucleotides long. RefSeq names its product retinoid-inducible serine carboxypeptidase-like. The record is from RefSeq and is a predicted model, not a curated record. The transcript is spliced from 8 exons. NCBI's taxonomy places the organism in Eukaryota, Metazoa, Arthropoda, Insecta, Coleoptera, Chrysomelidae. The coding region runs from base 82 to 1347 and encodes 421 amino acids. Gene Ontology annotation, molecular function: serine-type carboxypeptidase activity. Gene Ontology annotation, biological process: proteolysis.